Messenger RNA from Rasamsonia emersonii CBS 393.64, 1482 nucleotides. RefSeq lists its product as uncharacterized. Lineage: Eukaryota; Fungi; Ascomycota; Eurotiomycetes; Eurotiales; Trichocomaceae. The record is from RefSeq and is a predicted model, not a curated record. Gene Ontology annotation, biological process: transmembrane transport. The transcript has 2 exons. Gene Ontology annotation, molecular function: transmembrane transporter activity. The coding region runs from base 1 to 1482 and encodes 493 amino acids.
AUGAGUGAUGCAGGUCUCGCCGACAAGAAGCCUCUCGACGAGGAAGCCCAGGUAGGGACGUCGAACGACGAGUCUCUCCAUGACAGCCUUCAGGGGAAAAAGAAUGACUCUCCAGAACCCGAAGGCGAAGAGAAGAGCCCAGAGAAUGGCUCGAAGUCCGAAUUCGAGGUGUGGUGGGAUGAACCAGCAGACCAAGAUCCCGCGAAUCCCAUGAACUGGAGCAAUGUGCGCAAAUGGACCAUCAUCGCCACGGUCUCGUUCAUCACGUUUCUCACGUCAGUAAUGCUCCCGCCAUAUCACAGUCGUUGCUUUGUGCGCCGUCUAAUUGGUACAAUUUAUAGGCCCCUCGCGUCGUCCAUGUUCGCUCUUGGCGUCCCUGAGGUCAUGAGGGAUUUCGGCUCCAGCUCCGAUGUGCUGGCGAGUUUCGUCGUCUCCGUCUUCGUCCUAGGAUUCGCCUUUGGUCCUCUCAUCAUCGCGCCGCUCAGCGAGUACGGUGGUCGCGUGGUCGUCUACAACACAUGCAACGUCCUCUUCCUCGUUUUUACCAUCCUCAACGCGGUUGCGAAGAACAUGGCGAUGCUCAUCGUCUUCCGGUUUCUUGCCGGCUUUGCGGGCGUCGCUGCCAUCACCUGCGGCAGUGGCACCAUUGCGGAUUUGAUGCCGGCACAGAAGAGGGGCAUGGCCAUGUCCUUGUGGUCUCUGGGACCAUUGUUCGGUCCCAUCAUUGGACCCGUUGCCGAUGGCUUUCUGGUAGAGGCAAAAGUCACGCCUCCAUUCCAAGGUCCCCCUAAGGAGCUCUUCCUCCGAAGCAUUCUACGACCUACGAAAAUGCUGAUUCUGUCUCCCAUCGUCUUCCUCAUGUGCCUCUAUAUCGCGAUCUUGUACGGCCUUCUCUACAUCCUGUUCACGACCUACACGUUCGUCUUCGAGGGUCAAUACGGAUUCUCUGCGGGCACCGCCGGAUUGGCGUUCUUGGGCAGUGGCGUCGGUAUGUUACUGGGCCUGACGUACGUCGCGAAUCUGAGCGACAAGGCGAUUCGAAGGAAGAUCCAGCAGCAGCAGAAACCCAAACCGGAGGACCGACUACCGCUCUACCUCGUUCUCCCGGGAAGCCUCAGCAUCCCUGCGGGGCUCUUUAUCUACGGAUGGGGCGCGGACAAGCAUGUCCACUGGAUCGUGCCCCAGAUCGGAAACGCAGUGACGGGAUUCGGCAUGAUCACUAUCCUGAUGUGCAUUCAGACGUACCUGGUGGACGCCUUCACGGUGCACGCUGCCAGCGCGACCGCCGCAAAUACUGUCCUAAGGAGUCUUCUGGGCGCCCUUCUCCCGCUCUGUGGGCUGGAUAUGUACAAUGCACUGGGGCUGGGUUGGGGGAACAGUCUGCUGGGCUUUAUCGCCCUCGGGAUUGCGCCGAUUCCAGUGCUUUUCGGCGUGCUUGGGGAGCGUCUUCGGACACAUCCCCGGUUCCAGGUGCAGUUUUAG